Molecule: messenger RNA, 2178 nt
Organism: Spodoptera littoralis (African cotton leafworm)
Lineage: Eukaryota; Metazoa; Arthropoda; Insecta; Lepidoptera; Noctuidae
Source: the annotation of a GenBank genome assembly
UUUACCUUGAGUCAUAGUACUAGACUAAAAUCUAGACUUUGAUCUUAAAGCAAGAAAGUCACAUCACUAAACUAUAAAGUAGACCAAGGAACGCAGCACUCGAAACGAAAUGACGUAUAACAGAAAUAAAUUCGAUUAAAAUGAAAUGUUAACCCCUUGGGUAUUGGGUUGAAAGUUGAGUGUGUGUGUGGUGUUUUUAUGCUGUCCAAGAAUGCAUAAAGAGUGCAUUUUUUUCGUUAGAAAAAAGAUAAUAAUGCUGCGUUUUAAAUGGAAAUUUUAUAAGUUGACGCAGAGCGAGGCGGUUGUUUUUUCAUACGAAAGAGAUCCGAAGACAUCGUCGGAGUACGAAAAAAGUGUAAAUAAAAGAACCGCGAGCGAUCGCAUGUCCUCGUUGUGACGAUACGUCCGAAACUGGAAUUAAUGUUGAAAUACUUCAAUGAAAACAUAUCCCUAGCGCUGCAGGAGAGGUACAGGGACCUCCAUGAGUAUCGGAAGACGGAAGCGGUAGAGGAGGGCUCACCGAGGGAGGCUAAAGUACCAAAAAUAGCUGAGGAAGGCGAGCAGGUCGGCGGCGAGGGCGCGUUUGAGCCGAGCGCCGCGCCGCCGUUCCCUAGACUGCUGGAUCCUCCCAAGGAGGAGGAUAACUUCGUAGCGAGCUGGCUUCAGAACUCCUUCAAGAUGACAGCCGCCGAAGGAAACAACGAGGCUUCCGCUGGAGGCAGCGCGCUGGACCUCCGCGCUGCCCCUCUAUCUCUCCACAUACCAACGCUGCAGCAGGCGGCUGAGGCACAGAGGCAGUUCAAGAUGCAGGACUUCUGGAACAGAAGCCGGCCAGGCUCUCCCAGCCAGGACCAGCUGGGGGAGGGCCACAGCCAGCCAGGGCCGGCUCCUCCAACUCCUCAGCCACCAGCAACACCUGAUCACAAGAUUAUGACCGAGAAGCUGGUGAAUGAAAUCCAGCAGCAACAACAGUCACCAUCAGCCGACUCCACAAUGAGCGAGCGGUCCCUCGUACCAUUUGCGCUGGUAAAUUUACUAUCAACACUCAAUAAUAUCGAUCCACAACAGCAAUCACCAACUGGAGAAACACCGCUCGGGGAUCGCAACGCAAUGUUACCCUUCGCUCUGGUAAAUGUCCUGAAUAGCCUGAAUAUCGAUCAACAGGCGCGGUCAGGGCAGACUAUCAGUGAGAGAACUCUCGAGGAGUGCUGGUCGACACUUCAGCGAAUAUUCAUGCACAAAAACGCAAUGCAGAUGCAUGCACGAGAACUGCAACGAGGACUCGGAGGCGAAGUGAAACCUCAUCAAUGUCAGCAGUGCCUGAAGUCGUUUAGCUCUAAUCAUCAGCUGGUACAGCAUAUCAGGGUCCACACAGGAGAAAAGCCUUACAAAUGCUCCUAUUGUGACCGAAGGUUCAAACAACUGAGCCAUGUGCAACAACACACACGAUUACAUACAGGGGAACGCCCAUACAAAUGCCAUCUCCCUGACUGUGGCCGAGCCUUUAUCCAACUUUCAAACCUUCAACAACAUCUACGGAAUCAUGACGCUCAAGUGGAAAGAGCCAAAAAUAGACCUUUUCAUUGCAAUAUUUGUGGGAAAGGUUUUGCCACUGAAAGCAGUUUGAGAACCCACACGGCAAAGGAGCUUCAGCUGCACCUUGGUGUUUUGCAGCAACACGCGGCACUCAUGAUAGGUGGCGCUACAGCCACUCCGUGCCCAAUAUGCCACAAAGUAGUAUUUGGUGGCGAAGCUCUCGUAGAACAUAUGAAGAAUACACACAAGGACCCGAAUGCAUCCGGCGUUGCGAGCCCACCAGCUACGUCACCAUACCCAGCGCAAGCUAAACCUGUUGAUCCUUACAUAGCGAAGCGACGGACGGCGAACCACCCCUGCCCAGUCUGCGGCAAGCACUACGUGAAUGAGGGUUCCCUGCGGAAGCACCUGGCUUGCCACCCAGAAACCCAAUUGACCAGUGGACUCAGGAUGUGGCCUUGCUCUGUUUGUCAGGCUGUGUUUACACAUGAAAGUGGCCUCCUCUCCCACAUGGAACAUAUGAGAAUGGAACCGAAACAUCAGUUCGCUGCCCAAUACGUACUAUCUAGGGCAGCAGCGGAGAGACGAGAGAGGGACAUCAUCGCCGCCGUCUCGGCAUCAGCUGGAGGAUCAGGCUCUUGA